Molecule: messenger RNA, 1945 nt
Organism: Tympanuchus pallidicinctus (lesser prairie-chicken)
Lineage: Eukaryota; Metazoa; Chordata; Aves; Galliformes; Phasianidae
Gene: TMEM130
Product: transmembrane protein 130
Exons: 8
Coding region: 319-1596 (425 amino acids)
Source: RefSeq, a predicted model, not a curated record
GGCUGCUCGCGCACCGCCCCCUCACAGCACGGCGCGCCCCCGCCCGCGGAGCCGGGCAGCGCCGCAAGGAACUCGGAGGGGCUUCGGUCAGACGGUGCCCCGCGGGUCACGGAGCCGCGGUGGGCAGGGCUGCCAACCGCUGGAUCUGGGCGGCGGCGGGCCGUCCGCGUUUAGACUUUUGACGGCGCGGCCCCGCGGGCCCUUCCCCCUGGGGGUGGUUGGGCGCCGCCGAGGGGGAGCGGCCCCGGGGGCGGACGGACGGAGCGCCGCAGUACCGCGGGCGGCCUCGAGGGCAGCGCCCUGCGCUGAGCGCCCGUCAUGCUGCGGCUGAGCUGCGUGCUGCUGCCCGCCGUGCUGCUGCUGCUCUGCCGUGCCGCCGCGGCGCCGGAGCAGUAUGGUCUGGAAAUCACCAACAAUGGUCCCAUCACAACAGGAGCUCAAGCUACUCUUCACGCCAUUCUGAGGACGAAGAACGACAGCACUGUAUCAAACUUGUAUCACUUUAACUGGAUUUAUGCUCCUCUGAUCCUGAUAGAGAAAUCCGAGCAGCGGUUGCACUCCGUAAUUAACGUGACUGGUGAAUUUCCUGGGGCUUUUCCCGUAUCUGUCUGGGUGACUCACAGAAACUGCUGGUUAUGUCGGCCAGUUGCUAGGAACGUCACCAUGCUUCAGAUCACAGAAUUUGUCACGGGGAAUCUUACCAUUGCCCAGAUAGAAGACAGCAGAUUUAUCAAGCAUGGUUCCAGCUCUUCUAUGGGUGCUGUGACACGGAUUUCUUUCUGUCUUCAUGAUCCAAGUGAUUACUUCAAGUCAGCUUCAUUUGUCUACAACUGGGACUUUGGAGAUGGAGUUUAUCAGAUUACCAAGGAGCCCUUUGUCUACUGCAACUACUCCACCACGGGGAAUCGCACAGUGCAUCUCAAAGUCGUAGCAGAAUGGGAGCAAAUUGGAAGCAUCAUACAUGAAACAGAAACUGUGCAGAAAACUGGUGAUUUUACCACUGCUUUGGAGCUGCUAGAUGCUGUUAAAAGCAUUCACGUAGUGGGCUCCAGAGAGACUCACGUCAUGGAGAACUUGAGUUUAUCUCUUCACAUCAAUGGCACCCCCCCGCUGGCAUUAUGCUGGCUUAUCAAGUCCGAGUGCAUUCCAUUAGAAGGCGAGAAGUGCCAUCUGGUGGUGAUCGCCGGCUCCUGCUACAACCUCAGCCAUACCUUCAGCGACGCCGGGCAGUACUGCCUCAGCGUCCGGGUGCAGAGCGGCGUGACGAUGCUGCAGACCUACCAUGAAAUAAAAGUGCGGCCAGCAGGAAUCCAGCCAGCCUUCUUUGUCCUGCUGUGCCUCACCCUGGUUUCAGUGGUGGUAGGACUGGUGCUGUACACGACCUUUCGAAGUAACACACAACAGAAAGACCUUGUGGAGGUAGCUGACUUUGACUUUUCUCCGCUGUCCGAUAAAAGCCUGUCUUCUCAUUCAGAGUCAGGCUGUGGCCAAGUAUGUUGCAGAUCAUGUUUUCUUCAGUCAUCUCAAGAAGCUGACGGGGAGAGUCAUGAAUUUCUACUUUCUUUCUACAAGCCAGUCAAAAUGUACACGGUGUGAAGAACACAAGUGCACUUUAGUUACACUGACUCCAAGUUUAACUUUCUCACGUGUGAUGAGUUGCAAGCCCAGUGCUGCAUGAAUGGUUUCUUUUUGCCAAUGCUAUGAGGUAAACCACUUCACCAAGUCCAGCACUUGAGUGUUUCAUUAUAUAAUCCAAAAAAGAAGGAGCCUGAAACACAACAGAAGUAAUUUUGUAUUUUAAAAUCAUAUGGAUGUAUACAUUUACAGCUGUGAAAGCAGCAUUUUAUUCUUAUGAAAGAUUAUUUUAUUUGCUCAACUCACUACCUCUUGUAAUUUCUCUGUUCCUUCUGCUGUAUGUUUCAAAAAAGAAAAUGCUUAAAACAAA